Molecule: messenger RNA, 2127 nt
Organism: Seriola dumerili (greater amberjack)
Lineage: Eukaryota; Metazoa; Chordata; Actinopteri; Carangiformes; Carangidae
Gene: arid6
Exons: 6
Coding region: 110-1936 (608 amino acids)
Biological process (GO): regulation of transcription by RNA polymerase II
Cellular component (GO): nucleus
Molecular function (GO): transcription cis-regulatory region binding
Source: RefSeq, a predicted model, not a curated record
UGAUUUCUAGUCUGUCGUACUUCACCGGAGGGAACAGCAACGUACACAAUAGAGUAGCUUGUUCUCUGAUCACCAGGGCAAUGAGAUAAUAUGAUCCAUCCUUCUCUCAAUGGAAACAACACAGGCACACGCGGACAUGGCACACGGAGAGACCCGAGAGGAGAGGGGCAAAGAGCUGGCGGAGGACGUCACGGAGGACCAGUUCCUUAAAGAUCUCUACCUGUUCAUGAGGAAGAGAGACACACCGAUAGAGAGGAUCCCGCACCUGGGCUUCAAACAAAUUGAUUUAUUUGUGAUGUUCAAGACCGUCAGAGACUUGGGUGGAUACCACCAGGUGACUGCUCAGCAGAUGUGGAAGCAAGUUUACAACAGGCUGGGAGGAAACCCUCGAAGCACCAGCGCAGCCACGUGCACGCGCAGACACUACGAGAAGCUGCUGCUGCCGUAUGAAUGCAAUAUGAAAGGCAUAUUAAUGAGUGCCGUUCCUCAACAUCAGUCAAAGCACUUCCUCUACGCCGACUACACCAAAGAGGACAAUGACGGCCAGAGACCGGCCAAACGCAAACUGUUAUCGAUACGGAUGCACCAGAGCCCCAACAACCUCCAGUCAGAGCCACAUGGGAGCAUCUUCCCUCCACCGCUGCACUACCCUCCCUACUACCCCCUGAGCCACAAAGUCCUGCCCCCGUACGUCCCCAUCUCCUCCUCAGCGCUGACAUCCCCCAGGAUUUCUGCCCCCGAGUCCAAUUUCACUUUCCAUCCGCCUAACCUGAGCCCAACGGACAGGGUUAAAGAGCCGCUGGAGCACCUGCGCCACCUGGCAGAACAAUACAAGACCUCAUCUGGAUUGGCGGAGCCCCUGAACCUUAGCGUUAAAGCACCAAGUCAGGAGACCAACAGAAACCCCGUGUCAUCUUUCGCUCCACCUUCAUCCAGCAAGAACCCAAAGUUUUUGAACAAACCCUUCCCUCUGUACACCCCUCGUCGCCCAGAGGUGGUGAGAAGUGAAGGAUGUGAGACGCAGGACGGUGAGGCAGACGCUGAAGUCACAGCGUAUCCAUAUCCUGCGAAAGCAAGGGAGGCAUAUGUCAUUGAUGUCAAAGCCAUUACAGCCUCAAGCAGCCCCGAGCGCGACUCUGCUCCGACGCCGAGGACAGAUGAAGGCGCCACAGCGACGGCACGAAAACCCAGCUCUCCAAAAACAGACUUUACAAUCUGGCCCAAAGAGGAGAGGGAGGGCAGUCCAGAGGGAAGGGGGUUCAAUCUCAGUCACAUUCUGCCCAGCCUCCCUCAAGCCAACGGAGGCAAGAUGGAAAUCCAGAUACCACUGUCCGUACUUCACAGCUGGCUCAGGCUUUAUGGGUCCUCAGCCACGAUGCACGGAGCUAAGCAGCUACAUGCCCUCCCCACAGAGGAGGAACAGUCUGGACAGAGGAACUGCUCCGACCCCACCAACCGGUCCAUCCACACCAGUCCCCAACACUGGAGCCCGGCCGCCGAGGACCUACGGCUGAGGCACAGGGACGCGCCGAGCCCCACAGCAACCAUCCAGACGAGUGGUAAUCACCGCGACACGAGCCAAAAUCAUUUCACCAGCUACAAGCCUUCAGGUGGCAUUCUGAAAAACGCAUCCAGCCGGGACGUCUGUCCAGUUGACCAGCAGGAUUUUAUUAGGAAUUACAGCUGCAAACCCCAAAACUACUGGGAUGCCUACGACACAGUGGCCCAUGUGAAAACUGACUCUAGUCCCCUCACGCUUCAGCAAGACUUUACAGCCACUAAGUCCUACUGUGAAGAUGCACCCAGGGGAGGGAAGGAGAGGUCAGAGGUCGGGCCCUCCUCUGUGCUAAUGGUGAAUUCCAGCUCCGCGUCUCUGUUGCAGCUCACCACUGAAGAGGUGAUGAAGCUGAAGAAAAUCAUCUCCAGCUCGUCGUGAAAGAUCAGUUCAUGAACACUGACGCUCCAACACCACAUUAAAGCUUUUUCCUGUCCCGCAUCUUCUCUAAGUUCUGUAAUAUGUAUAUAAUCAAAAUGACAACGUGUCAAAUUAACAAAAAAAUUAUAAUUUAAUUGAUAAUAAUAAUUCACCAGAAACUGAGCUUGAUUUAAGUACAAUGUGCCUUUUUA